AUGCACGUCCCAUUCUUCACCGUUCCUCUGCUGGCGGCGUCCUUGCCCAUCGCCUCGGCUCAGCUAAACUACUACGCGAAGAAAGCAGGCUUGCUGUACUUUGGUGCCGCGACCGACUCCCCUGGACAGCGCGAGCGCGCUGGUCUGGAGGCAUCUUACGAGCAGUACGACGCCAUCCUCGAUGACAUCAACGAGUUUGGCCAGACAACUCCAACCAAUGGCCAAAAGUGGCUCUUCACCGAGCCCUCGCCGGGCGUUUUCAAUUUCACAGAGGGCGAUAUCGUGACCUCCAUCGCCGAAAAGAAUGACCAGAUCCUCCGCUGUCACGCCCUUGUCUGGCACAGCCAGCUCGCCCCCUGGGUCGAGACAACAGAAUGGACGCCCGAGGAGCUCACCGAGGUAGUAGUCAGACACAUCCACGAGGUUGCCGGUCACUACAAGGGCAAGUGCUACGCCUGGGACGUCGUCAAUGAGGCCCUUAAUGAGGAUGGCACCUAUCGCGAAUCCGUUUUCUACAACGUUCUCGGCGAGGAGUACCUCAAGUUAGCCUUCCGCACUGCGGCGGAGGUCGAUCCGGCGGCAAAGCUGUACUAUAAUGACUACAACCUCGAGUCAGUCGGUCCUAAGAGCGAGGGUGCCAAGCGCAUUGUAAAGCUGCUCCAGGACGAUGGUAUCAAGGUUGAUGGCAUUGGUAUGCAAGCUCACCUUGUAGCACAUAGCGCGCCUACCCUGGAUCAGCAGGUCGAGGUCAUUCGUAGCUACGCCGAGCUUGGAGUCGAGGUUGUCCUGACAGAGCUGGACGUCCGAAUUGAGCUUCCAGUCAAUGAGACAAACUUGGAGUGGCAGAGAGAGGUAUACAAGAACUCUACCACUGCUUGUAUUCGGGUACCGGCUUGCAUUGGCAUCACGAUCUGGGACUUUUACGACCCUUUCAGCUGGGUUCCUGGCGUCUUUGAGGGUGAGGGUGCUGCCCUUCUCUGGUUUGAAGACUUCAGUAAGCACCCGGCCUACGACGGCGUUCUUGAGGCAUUGAAGAACAAGACUGGACCUCCCUGCAGAAGAAGACGGUCCUUAGAGUCUGCCAAGAGCAAAAAACUCUUCUAA
Molecule: messenger RNA, 1104 nt
Organism: Colletotrichum orchidophilum
Lineage: Eukaryota; Fungi; Ascomycota; Sordariomycetes; Glomerellales; Glomerellaceae
Product: glycosyl hydrolase family 10
Exons: 3
Coding region: 1-1104 (367 amino acids)
Biological process (GO): carbohydrate metabolic process
Molecular function (GO): hydrolase activity, hydrolyzing O-glycosyl compounds
Source: RefSeq, a predicted model, not a curated record